AUGGCCACGGCGGUGAAUGUCAACCGGACCAAUGCGCCACAGGCGUUCGUGUCCAGCUAUGCGCCGCGGAUCCGUACCUAUGGGAACUCGCUGCUCACUCCAGUUGUCCYCCAGACCGUUCUGCCGCACGUUCGCACCACCAAACGCGGCACCACCGCCAUCAACUACGCCGAGGAGUUUGAAGAUGAUAGUAUUGAAGAUUCAGAUGGUCCCCGCCCCGCGACCGGUUUGCGCACCGCUMAGCAGCGGCAAGGUCCAGAUCCGAUGGCCGAGAAGGUGAAGGAGUUGGGCAAGGAGGUUCAUGCGCCUGUCGAUGUGCAGGGUAUCUGGAGGGAUUGGAUGGGCAAGCCCAAACGUACCCUGACCGAGCGGCAGAUGCAUGUGCAGUCCGCGCUGCCGACCACCCUCAUUCCCAUCAAGAUCGACCUCGACGUGGCGCCCUUUCGUCCCGAGGCCGCUCUGCCCACACCCAGCAAUGCAAAGGACUUUGGAAUCGACGAGAACCUACCAGCAUACAAAGCGCCAGAACCCACCCUUCCCUACAGGCUAAAAGAUAGUUUCCUCUGGAACUUGCACGAAGCUCUCAUCACACCGGAUAUGUUCGCCAAGACUUUCGUCGAUGAGCUGGACUUUCCCGUGAUGAGAAAACAGAAUAUGAUUGUGGAGAUUGCGCAGCAGAUUCGAUUACAGCUCGAGGAACAUGCUGCGACCGCGUUGCAUCCACUGUUCCAGCCCGAUGCUAGCCAGCAGACCGCGCCAGUUACGAAUGCGCCUACUCCCUCCGCGAGGCCCGCCAUAUCUCGAGAACAUUCGUCAACUCCUCUCAACACCGAGAUCCCCACGGCAAGCCAUCUACAGCCACCUCAAAAUAUCCCGUCAUCUGACCCGUCCACUCCGAUGGUGAACGGCUCGUCCACUCCCGCACUUGCAGCGACCGCGCAGCCAAUGCCCAAAGACCCGUUGGCGUCUUCUGCAUUGAACCCACCAGAUACCCAUCGUUGCAUUAUAACCUUGUCUAUCAACAUGCAGAACAAGCUGUACACAGACAAGUUCGAAUGGUCCCUUCUUCAUCCUCCUGGAUUUCCGGAGAUCUUCGCCAGACAAACUUGCGCAGACCUUGGCCUACCCGGAGAAUGGGUUCCUCACAUGGCCCAUGCCAUUUACGAGGCCAGCCUCCGACUGAAAAAGGACAUGAUUGAUAAUGCUGGCACCCUCGCUGGUGUUGUUGGGAGCGGCGUUGAUGGAUGGGGUGUUGUGGAGAACGAAGCUUGCGAGUAUCACGGAACUGCCGAGUCCGCACUUGGCGUCGGAGCUGGCUGGAGAUUCGACGAAGACGGUCUUGGAGCCGACUGGGAGCCAAAGAUCGAAGUCCUUAACAAGGAGGAGAUCGAGAGGAGAGAAGGCGAUCGAGAGCGACAAAUUCGGAGACAGCGACGAGAAACCGCACGAUUUACCACGACAUUGCAGACGAAGAGCGGUGGAAUGGCGGAUUACUUCUCCGGUGGUCUGGGUGCAUCACAACAAUCCCUGUAUGGAGAUGACGAGCGCAUGGGACGUGGUGAACGAGCGAAGAAAAAGCGCAGGUUCAGGAGUCUGUCGCCUGCUGGACGCGACACACCAGACGUUGCCGGGUUUGGAGGCACUUCGAGCCAACUCACCGAAGUCGAAAGACCGCAUUGGCAUUGCUCGCAUUGCUAUAUCUGGGGCACGGCCAUCUGGGGUGUCAGGGAUGGUCCCGCUGGUGCAAGGACACUGUGCAAUAAUUGCGGUCUUUUAUAUGAGCGUGAUAAGCGACUUCCGCCGUGGAACCAUCGCCUCUUCUUACACGAGAAGAAUCAGGGGUCCCGAGAAGCACACCUUCCACCCCAAGCGGUCGCGCCACCCGUUCGUCAAGUCUCGCAACUCCAAUCGGACRUUGCGUCUUUCCCGCAGUCCACACCCACGCAGUCUCGCUUUGUACGCGAUGACCCGGCCAUGUCCUCUACGGGCGGUCAGGGCCAGAUCUCAGCCAGCACGCUAGCCGACAUCGUCAACUAUGCAGAACCUGGCGAAGACCUCGACUGGACCAAGAUAGUCGAACCACGGGAACGAAAGCGGCUGCAAAACAUCAUCAAUGGACGGAAGUAUCGCGAACGUCGUCUUGCAGCAGAGGGUCAUGGAGGAAGCGGUGGAAACUACCCUGGCGCGUCUGGCGUUGGGAGUUACCUUAGCCAGGGUUAUGGACAGCGUCAGUCCAGUCAGCAGAAUACUACUUCUGCCGCGCAGACUCCCGCAUGA
Ramularia collo-cygni is the source of this 2277-nucleotide messenger RNA. Its product is annotated as related to SFH1 subunit of the RSC complex. The coding region runs from base 1 to 2277 and encodes 758 amino acids. Gene Ontology annotation, cellular component: nuclear chromosome; RSC-type complex; nucleus. The record is from RefSeq and is a predicted model, not a curated record. NCBI's taxonomy places the organism in Eukaryota, Fungi, Ascomycota, Dothideomycetes, Mycosphaerellales, Mycosphaerellaceae. The transcript has 3 exons. Gene Ontology annotation, biological process: chromatin remodeling; regulation of transcription by RNA polymerase II. Gene Ontology annotation, molecular function: zinc ion binding; transcription coregulator activity.